AUCCUGAUCAUUGUCCACGAAACACAGCAAAUGUUUUCGAUACAUCGAUGAAUCAUUAGAAUCCUAUUUACAUGCCGAUAUCGAAAAGCUAUCAAUACUGUCGAUAAACCAGGAAAGCAAAAAUUCAAUUAAAGGCAACUCUACUGAACAAUAAAUCGCCGCACAAAAACUAAAAAAGAAAAUUGGCGGAAAGAGAAAUCAUACUAAACAAACGCGUGGAAGUGAAUUUUAUAUAUUUGAUUCAGAAAUUAAAAAUUUACUCUACUAAAAAGCAUAAUGGGAAAGGAAAAGAAACAAUUUAAUAUUGGCGACUUGGUAUUCGCUAAGGUGAAGGGCUACCCAGCAUGGCCAGCAAAGAUUACUAAGUACAACAAUAAAAAGUACAGCGUGUACUUUUACGGAACGGGAGAGACUGCAAACAUCAAAGUGGAGGAUCUUUUCCUAUAUGCGGGAAGUAAAGAAAAGUUUGCUACCGACAAAAAUCUUAAGCGUUCAAACUUUCGUGAGGCUAUUGAGCAGAUAGAGGCGGCAUUAAACGGAGAAGAUUCGGCUCCUAUCGAUUUACCGGGUGCUGCAGCGUUGGGAGACGAAACCUUAGAUGAUGGCACUGAGGCAUUCGCGGAUAUCACGGCUGAAGAUUGCCAAAUGGAUGAAAGUGCCAUAGUUGUCGGAAUAGAAGAAGGGAAAGAUGUAGCAAAUCAAAUUGAUGAACAAUUGAGGGCACAUAAAAUAAAAGAAGAUAAACAAGUGCCACUAGUAACGUCUACGACGGAUAACCCGGAAUUAGUCAGCCGCAGUGGUCGCAAAAUUAAAACAAAGCGAUACAUUGAUGAAGUACAGGAUGGACCCUCUUUAUCUCAUUCACCACCUUCGAAGAAAAAAGUACCAGCAGAAGGUGUAUCUUCUGAUGCGAAAAAAUCUGCCAAGAAAUCGGGCAGCUCCUCUAAGCCAACAGCUACCAUUACGCCCACCGUUAAGCCCUCUGGCGGCAAUAAGAGUGAAUUAUUUAACAAUUUAUUACUAGCUUUUGUGCCGCCAGCCAAAUGUGUUGGAAUCAAGUUGGACUUCGGGAAACCGGAGUCAUUUCCAAGUACGGCUGAGCGAACUAAAUGGGAAGAGAAAGCUCGAAAAGAUGCUGAAGAAUUAAAGGAGAAGCUAGAGAUUGGCCAAAUUAAACUAGAAGCUGUAAAGGAUCGUGUGAUCAUAAAUCCUCCUCGAGCAAAGAUUCAUCAAGAUGCUGCAAAUAGAUUCACCAAUCAGAUGAUAGAGCAGGAGGAUGCGCUUUUCGUUGAGCGCGACUUUAUACAAAUAUCACAGCAAUUGCGUGAAAGCUUGGGAUUGAAAAGUGCUGACGUAAAUCGUUGUGUGGACCUACUCAAGCAAUAUAAAGAUUUCGAAUUAACACAGUUAAUGUUGUUACGUAAUCCAGAUUGUGUGGACAUCAUAAGGCGCUUACGCCGCUAUGUUGGAAAUUUGAAAGAAUGGUCACUGAGCGCCGACGAAGAAAUUGAAUUCAAAGCCAAGGCGGAAACCAUACGCAACGAAGCAGUUAUUAUAUACAACUACUUUAAAAAACUGUUUAAAAUUUCAGGCGAUCAGCAGUUUUGGGAACCUUUCUGUGAUCAAGUAAAAACGUACAAAGAAUGCACGAAACAUAUUAGUGAGCAAAAUCGCAUCACAAUGAGUGAGAAAGCGUAUAUGAAUAUUUGUGCUAAUCGCAAUAGAGAUGAGAAAAACUCAGAAAAUAAAGAAAUAGGGUCAAAAAGUACUGUUGAGAAGGAACACUUGAACGAAGAAUCGGGCAUAACGAUGGAAAGUCAGAAACAAGGGUCAGGAAUGAUGGAAGGCAAUGCUGAAUUGGGUACGGAAGAUUCCCUCGUCAUCGCUGAAAGCAACGUACUUGAAACGCGCGUGGAAUCCUAAAUCUCUCCUUAAAAAAGUCAAAUAUUCAAAGAAAUUACACGAUUUAUUGGCUUCAAUUUUCAAACUUUGCGUUACUAAUUCCAUGGUGGCACAGAAUAUGUAAAAAACAAAUACCAAAACACGAGUUUAUAUACAUAUAUAUGUUUAAUGUAUGUAUGUAUGCUUAGGUACUGAUUAACUAAACAGAAAACAUGCUACUGGUAUAAUUGAUAUACAUACAUAUGUAUGUAUAUACAUAUUUGUAUAUUGUUUUUUUUUUUUAUAUUGUGUUUAUGCCAAAACCAUUACGAGGUGUGUACAAUAAAUAUAAAGUAUUUUUCGUUUAAAUUCGCACUUGUUUUUGGAAAGUGUUUUAACCCAAAAUUUACCAUUUGUCAGGAAGCACAAAGCCUACUUUUUGCAAAAAUUACAAAAAAAAUAAAAUAUUGCCUUAGCUUUUGUUUACAGGUAAAUGUCUGGACCCUUCUAAAUAAAAAAUUUUUUGUAAUGUUUACAGUUUGUACAUUUACUUCUAACAAAAGCAAUAAAUAUAUCGGCCCUAUCGCGAAUUUCACAUAUUCCCAAAAAUUAUAAGCAAAACAAAAACAAAAAAUUGGCGAUAGGGCUGAUAUAAAAAAAAAAAAUUAGUGUGCUACAAAAAACCAACAUCAGGCGGUUGCAGCGACCUAGAAUAGGUCAAUUCUUCAAUCGACGUCAAUCUAAACUAACGGUAUGCCUAGGAAUGUACUGUAUCACAAGGUCCGACCUUUUCAAUUGACCCCUUGAUGGGGUUUGUUUUUUAGUGUUUUCUGAUAACUAGAAAAUUUUGUUAAUACAAUUUCGAAUAACGAGUACGAUAUACACGUGUAUAGGUUAUUUUUCCUACUAAAAUUGCAUCACUUAACACGAUUCAGUUUGAAUUUUGUUUACUGGUUAACUGCAUUUGUGAAACAAGAACACCAACCAAACUAUCUAUGUCCCAUAUGUACAUACAUGGCUCAUGAACACUUAUAAGCGAUCGAAUUAGUUUGUAUAAAUUUAAACGCUGCGAAUGCACAUACAUUUCUAGUUGGUCAUUUUCAGCAGUACAUACAUACAAUAAAUCUAUUCAUAUCCGUAAAA
This is a messenger RNA of Rhagoletis pomonella (apple maggot), 3024 nucleotides long. It is a transcript of the gene Jasper, whose product is annotated as PC4 and SFRS1-interacting protein. Gene Ontology annotation, cellular component: nucleus. Gene Ontology annotation, molecular function: double-stranded DNA binding; transcription coregulator activity. The transcript has 2 exons. The record is from RefSeq and is a predicted model, not a curated record. Gene Ontology annotation, biological process: regulation of transcription by RNA polymerase II. Lineage: Eukaryota; Metazoa; Arthropoda; Insecta; Diptera; Tephritidae. Bases 277 to 1923 code for a protein of 548 amino acids.